This is a messenger RNA of Chiloscyllium plagiosum (whitespotted bambooshark), 663 nucleotides long. Lineage: Eukaryota; Metazoa; Chordata; Chondrichthyes; Orectolobiformes; Hemiscylliidae. The record is from RefSeq and is a predicted model, not a curated record.
UCCUGUGGCAUUGGAGGGAGAGGGAGAGGGAGGUAUGACGGCCAGAGGGAGUGCUAGUCGCUUUCUACAGAGUGUCUUGCAGAAUGGAGUGGGCAGGUAUAUCUGCCAACUGAAGAGAAUCACUCUUGUCUUCAGUAAAGAUGCCCCUAGCAGCAGAGGGGUCAGAGAGUUUAUUGAAGAAGGUGUGGUGGAUUUUGCAAAGCAGAAUCCUGGCGUGGUGAUGUAUGUCACAGCGAAACAGUGUAACGUUCCGAAGCUGGUUGGGGAAUACCUAUUGGAAAAACUACACACGUCAUCUGUGGCCUUUUCCCUUUCCCUUAUGUGGAGUUUAACCGUUGUGAAUGGAUCCAUGAGGGAAGAGCCCCUGAACAGGAAGACUGCUGAGCAAGUUGGCCAACUCAUUCAGAAAAUGGCCAGCCAGUCAGGACUGGACAUCAUCCGUAUUCGCAAACCUUAUCACACCGACAAUCCAAGCAUCCAGAGUCAGUGGACCCCGUUCACUAACAAACCCAGUGUCCUGAACAUGCACGACUUUGAACAGGUUAAAGGAAGGUCUGAGGACAAACUCUGAAGCAAAGUCAAGGACUUAACCAGUAUUAGGUGAAUGGACUGAGCAAAAUAAACUGAUUGUUUUCUAUUUAAAUAAAACUAAACUGGCCAGCA